GAAUGGAAUUGACUUGCGUUUUGUAAAAAAUCAAUACAAAAAAAAAUUAAAUUUCUUGAGUGUUUUAUAUUUAAUUGACAAAUAAAUCAUUAUUAUAAUCUAAUUAUUACACAUUCAGCUAAACUUAACACAUCUGCGCAGAGCUGGGAUCCAAAAAGUUGGUAGCACUUCUGCAAGAUAAUCAAUGGGCUGGAAAUUCAAUUCGCGGCAUGCAGCAGAGAGCAUGGUUAUCAGCACAUUGAUCUUUCGUGGUGAGACCAAGGAAUCCAAUCAGAAAUGGAACGAUACUAUGAAUUCUCUCAAUCGGAAAAUCCAAGCCAUCAUUAGAAUUCCAUCUAUCAAACCCAGGUUGAUUCGUCUGGGGAGGCUGCUAGAGUGGGAGAAUAUGAUCGUGGACGGUUCAAUUCAAACCACUGCGCGUCUCCAUUUGUUGAACCCGAAGCACCUACGGCCUUGGCAAAUUGUUGAUGAAAUGUUUUCAGUGAUUUACCACAAAUUUUGUUCGCAGUGUUUGUCGUCAGCAUCUACCCACAUCAAGAACCGCAUGAACGACUUCUUCUUAAUGAGCACAGAAGAGAACAACUCUUAUCUAGAGAUACUUCGGUUGUGCUUUGCUCCAGAACUGUUGGUCUUGCUUUACAUGUCACCUGUUCAAGAUGACAGAUUGUUUGCUGUCAUACAUAUUCUGAAGUUGAGUAGAAUAGACUUGACAAAAGAUUGGCGUAACGAAUGUGCAUGUUUGGUGUUAGAGUUUUGUGAGUUGCUCAGGAGGGUAUCUAAUGAUGAUUCCCUGUAUCUCUCUUGUCGGAGCACUCUUGGGUUGCUGCUGAAAAGCAUGGACAUUUCUAGUUGGUUGAUGUAUGGGGAGGAUACUAAGGGAGCCAGUUUGAUGAAGGAGAUUUUCUCUUUUGUUAGUGAGCUGGGGAAUAGGUUGUGCCAGGAUUUGGUCGCCAGUACAGAAUCACCCUGGAGCUCAGGGCCCUUUUUCGGUGAUAUUUGUGACUUUAAGGCGUUUUUGCUACCUUUGCAUGCAGCAAUUAAGUGGGGUCCUAGUGCCGAUCCAAUUCUAAAGAGAGGUUAUGUGGAAGCCUCUGAGUAUCUUUAUGCUACAUUUCUUAAAUUGUUGAGAAAGAUGAAUGAAUGCCUUCUUAAGAUGCAAGAUUGUUUGCCUUUGAACAGAACAUGGGGAGAUGUUACAGUUUGGCAUGGAUGGUUUCACUAUCUUGCCAUUUUGGAGGAAUUGCAUAAAAUCAGCGAAUAUUAUAAGGUUGCUGAAGAAGAAUUAUGGAUGUCUUUACGGCUUAGAAAGUUUUCACUAUGUGUGCUGCUUGUUAAAUAUUUGAAGCCAACAGAUAAUAUUAGGUGGCUUCUAGAGCGUAAGAAUGAGUAUGGUUGUGAAUUUAAGAGGCAUUUGGCGAGGGAGAUGAUUCCCAAGGCAAAUGAAGAUUUUCAAAGAUCAAUCAAGAUAAUAGUUGACAGGUUCCUUAACGGGGCAACAUCAUUCACACAUGAUGAAGGCCAUCAUAUGCUGCCUGGUGAUUUGUUUUCACCACCCAGAGUACAAGAAGAUAAUCCGCCUGAAAUAAUGGAGAGGUGGUUUCUUUCAAUAUGCCAAGCUGUAUUCAAUCCACAAAAUGCUCUCUUUACGGCAUCUCCAAAUGAUCCCACACGAAUAUAUCCUAAUCCUGCAAUUAAGCUGGAGAACUUGCACCUUGAGUAUUUCAGCUUAGCUAGUAAGCUGAUUGCAUUAGCUUUGAUUCAUAAACUUCCAGUAGGUGUUGUCUUUGAUCGCGUGUUUUUCUUACAAUUGGCUGGAAAGAAUAUUUCAUUAGAAGACAUAAGGGAUACAGAUCCAUGCUUGUAUGGUAAUUGCAAGAAGAUACUGGAGAUGGGUUCCAAAUCCAUUGCGUCUGAUGCUUUAGAACUGAGAUUUAUUAGAAGCCCUGGCGGAAAGAGCUGUGUUGUGAAUAGGAAAAAGGGGAAAAUAUUUGUUGAUCUUCUCAUUCAUUUUCACUUUGUUACAUCCAUCUCUAAACAGGUUUCUUAUUUUGCUCAUGGUUUUGCUGAUGUUUUUGGAAACAUAAGCCUCCAGAAGUUUUUUUUCCAUUGUUUAGAGCUUGAAGAUCUUGAUUGUAUGCUGCAAGGAGUUGAAAAGAGUAUUUCUCUUAAUGAUUUGAAGGCAACUGCAGCAAGCUAUAGAUAUUAUUGUGACAGACGGAGGCAUGUUAUUACAAAUUGGGAAAGGGGUAGGCUUUUGGGAUGCGGGUCAUAUGCGUUGGUGUAUGAAGGAUAUGCAGCUGGGGGUUUCUUUUUUGCUGUCAAGGAAGUUCAAUUGCUUGAUCAAGGAAAUCAGACAAAGAAGUGCAUUUAUCAGAUUGAGCAAGAGAUUGCCUUAUUAAGCCAGUUCAAUCAUCCAAACAUAGUUCAAUACUAUGGCACAGACAAGGAUGAAACAAAGCUCUAUAUUUUUCUAGAGCUUGUAAGUAGUAGCUCUCUUGCAGAAAUUUACAGUAGGUAUCAUCUUAAGGACUCCCAAGUAGCUGCGUACACUAGACAGAUACUAUAUGGUUUGAAGUACCUCCAUGAGCAUAAUGUUAUUCAUAGGGACAUCAAAUGUGCAAAUAUAUUGGUGAAUGUUGAAGGAACUGUGAAGCUAGCAGAUUUUGGAUUGGCUAAAGUGACAGAGUUUAAUAAUCUUAUAAAAUCUUGCAAGGGAACUCCAUGCUGGAUGGCCCCUGAGGUUGUCAACCUGAAAAGAAGAGGUGGAUAUGGACUUCCAGCAGACAUAUGGAGCCUUGGAUGCACUGUUUUGGAAAUGUUAAUCAGAAAACGUCCAUACUCUCAUCUGGAGCCUGCACAGGUUCUUUACAAGAUUGGAAGGGGUGAGCCACCACCUGUUCCUGAUUUUUUGUCAAGUUUAUCACGGGACUUCAUCAUGCAAUGCCUGCAAGUUAAUCCUGAUGAUCGUCCCACUGCUGCUCAGCUCGUGGACCAUCCAUUUGUAAAGGGGUCAUAGCAUACCUAAUUAGGCUUUGGAAAAUCCUGAAUCUCACUAAUUGUGAUGUUUUUUAAUCAAUUAAGCUCAUUCAUUAGGAUGACUAAGGCACCGGCGAGUUCCUGCAUUCAUUCUAUGAACAGUGGGAAAUUUCUUGGCCCAUGAGUUUCCCGGUCUAGCCUCAC
Molecule: messenger RNA, 3180 nt
Organism: Hevea brasiliensis (rubber tree)
Lineage: Eukaryota; Viridiplantae; Streptophyta; Magnoliopsida; Malpighiales; Euphorbiaceae
Product: E3 ubiquitin-protein ligase UPL5
Exons: 3
Coding region: 185-3016 (943 amino acids)
Biological process (GO): protein phosphorylation
Molecular function (GO): protein kinase activity; ubiquitin-protein transferase activity; ATP binding
Source: RefSeq, a predicted model, not a curated record